Molecule: messenger RNA, 1365 nt
Organism: Columba livia (rock pigeon)
Lineage: Eukaryota; Metazoa; Chordata; Aves; Columbiformes; Columbidae
Gene: GET3
Product: guided entry of tail-anchored proteins factor 3, ATPase
Exons: 8
Coding region: 2-1081 (359 amino acids)
Biological process (GO): post-translational protein targeting to endoplasmic reticulum membrane
Cellular component (GO): GET complex
Molecular function (GO): ATP hydrolysis activity; ATP binding
Source: RefSeq, a predicted model, not a curated record
AAUGGGAGCGCGGGCGGGGCUCCCGGGGAAGAUGGCGGCGGCGGGCGGGUGGGCGGCGGAGGCCGAGGAGUUCGAGGACGCGCCCGACGUGGAGCCGCUGGAGCCCACGCUCGCCAACAUCAUCGAGCAGCGCAGCCUCAAGUGGAUCUUCGUGGGCGGGAAGGGCGGCGUGGGCAAAACCACCUGCAGCUGCAGCCUGGCGGUGCAGCUGUGCCGCGUGCGGGAGAGAGCGUGCUCAUCAUCUCCACCGACCCCCGCCCACAACAUCUCCGACGCCUUCGACCAGAAGUUCUCCAAGGUGCCCACCAAGGUCAAGGGCUACGACAACCUGUUCGCCAUGGAGAUCGACCCCAGCCUGGGCGUGGCCGAGCUGCCCGACGAGUUCUUCGAGGAGGACAACGUGCUGAGCAUGGGCAAGAAGAUGAUGCAGGAGGCCAUGAGCGCCUUCCCGGGCAUCGACGAGGCCAUGAGCUACGCCGAGGUCAUGAGGCUGGUGAAGGGGAUGAACUUCUCGGUGGUGGUGUUCGACACGGCGCCCACGGGGCACACGCUGCGGCUGCUCAACUUCCCCACCAUCGUGGAGCGCGGGCUGGGCCGGCUCAUGCAGAUCAAGAACCAGAUCAGCCCCUUCAUCUCCCAGAUGUGCAACAUGCUGGGGCUGGGGGACAUGAACGCCGACCAGCUGGCGUCCAAACUGGAGGAGACGCUGCCCGUGAUCCGCUCCGUGAGCGAGCAGUUCAGGGACCCGGAGCAGACGACGUUCAUCUGCGUGUGCAUCGCCGAGUUCCUGUCGCUGUACGAGACCGAGCGGCUGAUCCAGGAGCUGGCCAAGUGCCCGCAUCGACACCCACACGUGGUGGUGAACCAGCUGGUGUUCCCGGACCGCGGCGCCCGUGAGCAAGAUGUGCGAGGCCCGGCACCGCAUCCAGGCCAAGUACCUGGACCAGAUGGAGGACCUGUACGAGGAUUUCCACAUCGUGAAGCUGCCGCUGCUGCCCCACGAGGUUCGCUGGCGCCGAGCGCGUCAACACGUUCAGCGCCCCUCCUGCUGGAGCCCUUCAGCCCCCCCAGCCCCAAGUGACCCCCCCGCGCCCCCCAAAUCACCCCCCCGGGAGGGGCCGAGCGCGUCGACACGUUCAGCUGCUCCUGCUGGAGCCCAAAUGACCCCCCCGGGCCCCCAUCAGUAACCCGGGGGGGCUGGAGGGCUCUGCCCCCCCCCGGCAGCCCGACCAGCACCGUGUCCCCCCCAGGGCUGCUCGUGUCCCCCCCCCGUCCAUCCGGGUCCCCCCGUGUCCCCCGGGCUGGGGGGGCUGAGCCCGGGACCCCCCCAGGGACCUCGUGUAAAUAAUAAAGUUGGGAAGUGGA